CGUUUCUUUUCAUUAAUUUUGCUACAAUUUUAUGUAUUGUUCGCAAAUAAUUAUUUCUGCAUUUCGUUCAAGUUGGACGUAAAUCAUUUAUAUUAUUUGGUCGAGCUACAUAAUUUUUAUGUUUUAUGUUUGUUCUGCUAUAAUAAGAAUUACAGUUAUAGUCGUCGGUCGUGCUCGUUGUGUAACCGAACUUGGUCUUUUAGGUAUUCGCCAUCACACAUUUUCCAAUUAAGAAAGAAGGCAGUUAAUAUUGCAGUUUACCCUAAGGGUGGUGAGCGCCAUGCAUGAGGAUCGUUGGUACUUCUCAAAAGAGCAGCUGGAGAAUACACCCAGCAAACGAUUUGGCAUCGAUGCUGAUAAAGAGCUGUCAUACCGACAGAUUGCUGCCAACCUCAUUCAAGAGAUGGGCCAAAGGUUGCACACCACCCAACUGUGUAUAAACACUGCCAUUGUGUAUAUGCACCGUUUCUACAUGUACCACCCCUUUACACUAUUUCAUCGCAAUGCAAUAGCUACUGCGUGUCUUUUUCUUGCUGCUAAGAAUGAAGAACAACCUCGGAAAUUGGAACAUGUUCUCAAGGUUUCCAUAAUUUGUCUAAAUAAACAACAUGGUCAUAAUUUUCAUCACAUUGAUAAUAAAUCUGAAGUUUAUUUAGAACAAGUACAAGACUUGUUAAAAAAUGAAGAAACUUUGUUAAAAACCUUAGGUUUUGAAACAGCCAUUGAUCACCCUCAUACUCACAUAGUAAGAUGUUGUCAUUUGGUAAGAGCUAGCAAAGAUCUUGCCCAGACAGCAUAUUUCAUGGCAUCCAAUAGCCUACAUUUAACUACCAUGUGUGUCCAAUACAAACCAACCAUUGUCGCUUGCUUUUGUAUACAUUUAGCUUGCAAAUGGUCAAAAUGGGAGUUAAAAGAUAGUAUGGAAGGAAAACCAUGGUUUUGGUAUGUAGAUCAAAGUGUAACAACUGAACUACUAGAACAAUUAACUACAGAAUUUUUAACAAUAUUUGAUAAAUGUCCAUCUCGUCUGAAAAAACGAUUAAUGGCCACCAAUACAAUGGACAAAAAUGGAGCAUUAGCAAAUUAUUGUUCUUCUCAACAAAUUCAAUCACCAACUCCUCCUUUGCCUUCUAAUUACAAACACCAGGGUCAUUCCCGAAUGAUAAAUGCUAGGCCUACGCCGUCCAAAUUUCCUAAUCCUGUAGUCUUCCAACCUCCAACCAGAACUAAUGGUGUUCCAGUCGAUCACAAAUUUGUAGUACCUACUACUAAACCUAUUCCUUCUAAAGAGCAAGUCUCACCAAUUGUCCAAAAUAAAUCAUUAGCACCAGUAAAACCUAAAGUUGAAAUACCAACAACUUUAAAUAAUAAUAUUAAAAAUGAAGUUCUCCCUCCAAGACCUAAAUCAAUACCUAAACCUCCAGAACAUGUUAAUAAACAAGAAGUGGUUAUUAAACAAGAAAUGGCAGUCAAACCUGAACCUAUUCGAAAUCAAUUCUCUGUUGGUCGGGAUAACCAUUCUGAAGUAAUAACAAGUGUGCUCAAAGAAAUGACCAAGCAUAAUGAUUUAAAUAUUUUAUCUGUGAUCAAAUCCCCUCGAGAAUCUCCACCCAAAGUUAAAAAGCCAUCAAUAUUUAGUCCAGUACCUGAUGAUGAACCACAAGAUGUUAAGCCUUAUAUUAUUAAAUCUGAACCAACAGAAAAUAAUAUUGUUAUUAAAUCUGAACCAUUAGAUGAAAGUUAUAAUAAAUCUGAACCACUAAUAGAAAGUUAUGUUAAAUCUGAACCAUUAAUAGAAUCUUAUAUUAAAUCUGAGCCAAUGAGCCCUGAAUUACUGGAUAUACCUAAAUUUGAUCCAGAGCUAAUGUUGAAUCCUGUUGGCCCAACUGGUACUAUUGAAAUGGAUGGAGAAACUUGUAAUUCAAAUACACAUAAAAAGAAAAAGAAAAAACAUAAAGAAGAAAAACGUGAGAAAAAGAAACAUAAAAAAGAUAAAAAGCACAAGGAUGGAGAACAUAGACAUCAUAAGCAUAAAGAUAAACACAAAGAACCAGAACCUAUUAGAAUUACAAUACCAAAAGAAAAAAUUAAGCAAAUACCACCUGUAGUUAUAACUACACCACAUUCUCCACCUAGAGGCAUUAAGUUAAAAAUUGCUAAAGAACGAAUUGGAGGUAGUGGUCCAGGUUCUGGAAGUAGUUUACGUAUUAAAAUCAGUAAAGACGACAGAGGAUUAAAAAGGGAUCAUAGUCCUAAUGAAACUACUCCAAAGAGAAAUCGUAAAGAAAGAAGAGAUUCUGAUUCAGGAUUAGGUUAUAGUCUGAGUUAGUAUUUAUUGUUUGUAAACUGGAAUCGAAACUAUAUAUCAUACAUUAUUAUUUUUUGUUUUUGUAACAAAACAAAAUG
Molecule: messenger RNA, 2406 nt
Organism: Diuraphis noxia (Russian wheat aphid)
Lineage: Eukaryota; Metazoa; Arthropoda; Insecta; Hemiptera; Aphididae
Gene: CycT
Product: Cyclin T
Biological process (GO): regulation of transcription by RNA polymerase II
Molecular function (GO): cyclin-dependent protein serine/threonine kinase regulator activity
Source: RefSeq, a predicted model, not a curated record